Messenger RNA from Arctia plantaginis, 417 nucleotides. NCBI's taxonomy places the organism in Eukaryota, Metazoa, Arthropoda, Insecta, Lepidoptera, Erebidae. The record is from the annotation of a GenBank genome assembly.
AUGAAUCUCAUAAUCCCAACAUAUAUACUAUUAAUAGCAGUAUUGCAGUUAUGUACAUCACAAGACUAUUCACAAUCUACAUACAAACCAGAUGUAAGUUCACCAAGCUCUACAAAUGAUUACCUAAACAAUGACCCUAGGUACGAUAACCCAUAUGACCCUAAUAAAAGGUACCAAAACCGAAAUCAAAACCCUUAUGAUGUGAACCGUAACCCAUAUGACCCAAAUCGGAGUCAGUAUGAUAAAGACCAAAGAUACAACCAGUUUGAGAACAGGAGCCCUGAUUUGAAUUACAACCAGAAUCAGUAUAGUUCUGAGAAUACUCCAAGACCUUCAUGGGACAGUGGAAGAACUUACAGCACUUCAUUUAAAGGUGCAGCAUUGGAACAUGACAGUGUCAUCAUCAAUGAGGCGUAA